Messenger RNA from Periophthalmus magnuspinnatus, 1650 nucleotides. RefSeq names its product homeobox C11a (gene hoxc11a). The record is from RefSeq and is a predicted model, not a curated record. The transcript has 2 exons. Gene Ontology annotation, cellular component: nucleus. Gene Ontology annotation, biological process: regulation of transcription by RNA polymerase II; anatomical structure development. NCBI's taxonomy places the organism in Eukaryota, Metazoa, Chordata, Actinopteri, Gobiiformes, Gobiidae. Gene Ontology annotation, molecular function: RNA polymerase II cis-regulatory region sequence-specific DNA binding; DNA-binding transcription factor activity, RNA polymerase II-specific. Bases 94 to 1041 code for a protein of 315 amino acids.
UUGCGCGUCAUCUCGCCUUCCCAAAAUUUCCCCUUCUGCUGCAGCUCGUAUCCAAAACAUCUAUCUAUAGUGCGUUGUACGAGAGAGAGAACGAUGUUUAACUCGGUGAAUCUGGGCAACUUCUGCUCCCAGACUCGCAAAGACCGGACAUCCGAGUUUGGGGACAGGACGGGCUGCGCGUCUAACAUCUACCUCCCCAGCUGCACCUACUACGUCCCCGAGUUUUCUGCCGUCUCUUCGUUUCUUCCACAGGCCCCGUCCCGGCAAAUCAGCUAUCCUUAUUCCACAAACCUUUCUCAAGUGCAACCAGUACGAGAAGUUUCCUACGGCUUGGACCCUACCAGUAAAUGGCACCACAGAAGCAAUUACGCAUCGUGCUACUCGGGAGAAGACCUGGUGCAUAGGGACUGUCUUCCACAAUCCACCAUGACAGAAAUGCUUAUGAAGAACGAGAGUGUAUACAGCCACCACCACCAUCAUCACACCCACCCCGGCUCAAAUCACCCCUCCACUGGUUUUUAUUCCGGUGUAGGAAAAAAUAACGUCCUCCCGCAAGGUUUCGACCGCUUUUUUGAGACCGCGUACUGCGGCGCCACGGACAAUCAGUCAGACAAUUGUUUACAAAAAGGCGAGGGGGGAAAGCUGGAGAGUGACUCCCAACAGCAGCAACCCUCAAACUCUGUAGCCGGAGCCGCGGAGCAGGAAAAGGAGCAAGACGACGAGGAGGAGCACGCGAAUUCAGCCGGCUCUUGCACGUCUUCCGCCGCAGCAACCAAGGAUGGGAACCCCAACAAGAGCAGUCACUCGAGCGUUCCUCGGACAAGAAAGAAGCGGUGUCCAUAUUCCAAGUUUCAGAUCCGAGAACUUGAGCGAGAGUUCUUUUUUAAUGUUUACAUCAACAAAGAGAAAAGGCUCCAACUUUCACGAAUGCUGAACCUCACCGACCGCCAGGUUAAAAUCUGGUUUCAAAAUAGAAGAAUGAAAGAGAAGAAAUUAAGCAGGGAUCGCCUCCAGUAUUUUUCUGGAAACCCCCUUUUGUGAGUUGAACGUGUGAGCUCUUAUUAAAGACAUUAAGGCAUAUACUCCUCUCCCUUGAAUUGUAACCGUGGGCACAGCCAUUUUGUAAAGAAGCCCAUGCACCAUGUGUGCAUUGCAAGUGGACAGUUGGUGUCAUGCUUUAGGCCUGCAUGGGAUGAAAGCGCAUUUUCAUAAUUAUCCAGAAAGGUCUCUAGAAUAAUCACUUAGAAUGUGGCUCUUGAAGUUGUCUAUUCAUCAUGAUUAGUGUUUACUCUAUGUUCAUAUGGACAUAUUUGUAAAAUAUUCAAUGUAACCAAUAUUGUGCAUAUACCUCCCGCUAAUCUCCCUUUCCUCUUUGUAAAUAUAUGGAGUUAUUUUCAGACCAGUGUUAUGGCCGUUUUACUUGACGCAUUUUCUCAUUGAAAAAUGUGAUAUCCAAUAUGUGAAAAUAUAGCAAUCCACGCAACGUGCAUCUAUGUAAAUAGGCGUAUGUUCAAUUUUCUUUCCCAUUUUCACUGCUGCUACCCCCCUCCCCCCACCCCACCCCUUUCAAUGGCAGAGGGAGUCACAUCUCGUUGACCCAUAUACUCUAUGUAAUACAUAUGAAAUAAACAGAAACAUAUAGUAAAAUCA